AGCUGUGAAACAUGAAUUCAAUGAACUGGUAGAGAGACCUCACUUUACAGGGACAUUCAUGUAACAUGACUCAUGGCAGUUUCUGUUAGUGAAUUCCAAUCUUAAAAAAUAUACUAAGUAUCUAACUCAAACCAGCAAUUAUCCUUAAAAAAACAAUAACAGCUAAGUUUUGUGUGAGGGAGAUUUUAUUUUGAAUGAAGCAAGAAGUUUCAUAUCCCUUCUCUUCUUCUUGUGGGGUCCUCCUUUUUCACAGGUUAAGGACAGCCUCAUCACCAGCCUGGAAAGGGUUGUUAUAGCAUUAGCUGCCCACUAAAAAGCUCUUUGCUUGAUGGGCUUUCACGGCGACAUUCAUCAAAUAUCAACUGGACUUUGAUCUCUGGCUUCAUCCCAAUUCACUCUCCCUCAGUUUCUCUCCUUUUUGGUUUUCUUCUUGAGGUAAGAGUGUAUAUUUCAGCAAAAAGUUUUUGUCUUUGCAAUAAUGUAGAUUGCAUUCUUUUGUACUUAAUUACUGUUUUUUUCAUAGAGCUAAGCUUGGUUGAAGUUGGUCUAGAUAGAUCUGAGGUUUGUGAGGAUAUUGUUUUUGAGGCAUUUAGUGAUCUGGGAGCUAGUUCCUAGCAUUUGGGUUCUUAAGGCUCAGGGAUUGGGGUUUGGGAGCUAGGCAGUUCUAGUUUUCGUUUUCUUUUUUUUUCUGUGAUUUGGGACUUGUGCAUUAUUUGGCUUGCUAGGAGCUCGAGGGUUUGGGAUAUUGCAAAUGGUGAGCAUGAAACUAGUGAGCUGGUUACCUGUAGUUGUUGCUUGUGUUUUAUUUGAGUUCCUUGGUCAUAGUGGAUCAUGUGCUGCAUUCACUCCUCCUGAUAACUACUUGGUGGCUUGUGGUUCUUCACAAAGGGUCAUCUUCCAAGGAAAAACUUAUGUUCCUGACUCAGGGCAUUCUUCUCUCACUUUAAACACUGGAACUUCUGUUGUUGCCAAGUCCAAUUCUAGUUUCCCAUCUCCUAUCUACCAAUCUGCUCGAAUUUUGUCAGGCAUAUCGUCUUACAAAUUUGAUAUUAAGCAAGAAGGCAGGCAUUGGAUCCGUCUUUAUUUUUACCCUAUUCCAAACUCAGGCCAAAACUUGAUGUCUGCGUCGAUCACUGUAGCCACUGACGAUUUUGUACUUUUGAACAAUUUCACAUUCAAGAACUAUAAUGGUUCUUACAUGUUCAAGGAGUACGCAGUCAAUGUGACUUCUGAUACUUUGACCCUUUCCUUCAUUCCUUCAAACAAUUCUGUCACAUUUAUUAAUGCAAUCGAAGUUGUUUCUGUCCCUGAUGAAGUCUUUCCAGACCAGGCAGUAGCUAUAAAUCCAUCUACCCCUUUUAGUGGUCUUUCUGAACUUGCCUUCGAAACUGUUUUCCGGUUAAACACUGGAGGUCCGUUGAUCACUGCAGAAAAUGAUACUCUUGGAAGAAUUUGGGAGAAUGAUGCCAAAUAUCUCCAUGUGAACAGCUCUGCAUUGAAUGUUUCAGUUAACCCUGCAUCCAUAAGAUAUCCACCUGCUGUCACUACUGAAAUAGCACCAAAUUGGGUUUAUGCCUCUGCUGAUGUGAUGGGAGAUGCAAAUGUAGCCAACAUGAACUUCAACAUAACUUGGGUGUUCUCUGUCAAUCAAAACUUCCGCUAUUUUGUGCGGGUACAUUUCUGUGACAUUGUGAGUAAGGCUCUGAACAAUCUUGUGUUCAAUCUGUACAUAAAUGAUGAUAAUGCCGUUGAGAGUCUUGACCUCUCAACCUUUACUGGUGGCUUGAGUGUACCCUAUUACAGAGACUUUGUCUCCAAUGCUUCAGUAGAUUCAGAUACUUUCACUGUAAGUGUUGGUCCAGAUUCAACAACAGAUUUGGCAAAUGCAACUAUGAAUGGGCUGGAGAUUUUCAAAAUCAGCAAUGAAGCUAAAAGCUUGGAUGGGCUUUCAUCUGUUGAGAGCCUCCUUCCUCAAUCACCAUCGAAGAAAAACAAGAUUGGAAUUAUCAUUGGUUCGAUUGUUGGAGCUGUGGUUGCAUUUGGUUUGAUUGGUCUCUGUUACUGUUGCUUGGCAGCACAAAGGUCAAAGACUACUACUCACCAGGCACAUCCAUGGCUGCCAUUGCCAUUAUAUGGAAACUCUCAGACCAUGACCAAGAUGUCCACAACUUCUCAAAAGAGUGGAACGGCAAGCUGCAUCUCAUUGACUUCCUCUAAUCUUGGUCGGCUCUUCACAUUCCAAGAAAUCCUUGAUGCAACGAACAAGUUUGAUGAGAGCCUGCUUCUUGGGAUUGGCGGCUUUGGCAGGGUGUACAAAGGAACCCUUGAAGAUGGAACUAAAGUAGCUGUCAAAAGAGGAAAUCCCAGAUCCGAACAAGGUCUUGCUGAAUUCCGAACUGAGAUUGAAAUGUUAUCGAAGCUUCGCCACCGUCAUCUUGUCUCUCUUAUUGGCUAUUGUGAUGAGCGGUCAGAAAUGAUUCUUGUCUAUGAAUACAUGGCUAAUGGACCCCUUAGGAGCCAUCUAUAUGGAACUGAUCUUCCACCUCUAUCAUGGAAGCAACGACUAGAAAUAUGCAUUGGGGCUGCCAGGGGCCUGCAUUAUCUCCACACAGGUGCCACUCAAAGCAUUAUUCACCGAGAUGUCAAGACAACAAACAUUCUGUUGGAUGAAAAUUUCGUGGCCAAAGUUGCUGAUUUUGGCCUCUCAAAAACGGGCCCAGCUCUUGAUCAGACCCAUGUGAGCACAGCUGUUAAGGGUAGCUUUGGUUACCUUGAUCCUGAGUACUUCAGAAGGCAACAACUCACAGAGAAGUCAGAUGUGUAUUCAUUUGGAGUGGUUCUAAUGGAAGUUCUCUGCACUAGACCAGCUCUAAACCCUGUUCUCCCUAGGGAACAAGUCAAUAUAGCAGAGUGGGCAAUGACCUGGCAGAAGAAGGGCAUGUUGGAUCAAAUCAUGGACUCCAAUCUAGCAGGUAAGGUGAAUCCAGCUUCUCUCAAGAAAUUUGGGGAGACAGCUGAGAAAUGCCUUGCAGAGCAUGGAGUUGACAGGCCAUCAAUGGGAGACGUCUUGUGGAAUCUUGAGUAUGCUCUUCAGCUUGAGGAGACCUCAUCUGCGCUCAUGGAACCUGAAGAUAACAGCACAAACCAUAUCCCAGGCAUUCCGUUGACACCACUUGAACCAUUUGAUAACAGCGCAAGUGUAAUUGAUGGAGGGAACUCUGGAACAGACGAUGAUGCUGAGGAUGCUGCCACUAGUGCUGUAUUUUCUCAGCUAGUAAAUCCUCGUGGAAGAUGAGGAGGCUUCCACCCAUUCUUGGACAAAGGGCAUUCUGGUGAAGAUUUGGCUGUCUGGUCACCGAGUGUUUGUGAUAAAAUGGGAAGUGAAUGAGCUAAGGUUAUCUCUUAUCACAUUGUUCAAUUUUUUUUUUACCUCAAUUUAUCUUCCAUAGCUUGUAAUAUUGUUCAGCGAUGGAUGCGAAUGAAUCCAUCUGAAAUUGCAAGUUACCGUAAGGGCUUGAUCUAAAAUUCUUCUGGCUUUCAGCUGCCACGUUAUUUAUUUUUCACACAAUUACUGGAGAUAUUCAAUGUAUUGCUUUCACAAUAUUUAUAUCCACAGAUUGAUUAUAGAAAUAA
Molecule: messenger RNA, 3633 nt
Organism: Populus euphratica (Euphrates poplar)
Lineage: Eukaryota; Viridiplantae; Streptophyta; Magnoliopsida; Malpighiales; Salicaceae
Product: receptor-like protein kinase THESEUS 1
Exons: 1
Coding region: 752-3295 (847 amino acids)
Biological process (GO): protein phosphorylation
Molecular function (GO): ATP binding; protein kinase activity
Source: RefSeq, a predicted model, not a curated record